Molecule: messenger RNA, 900 nt
Organism: Ostreococcus lucimarinus CCE9901
Lineage: Eukaryota; Viridiplantae; Chlorophyta; Mamiellophyceae; Mamiellales; Bathycoccaceae
Exons: 1
Coding region: 1-900 (299 amino acids)
Source: RefSeq, a predicted model, not a curated record
AUGCGGGUGAACGCUUGGAGAUCGCGCGGACGCGGCGGUGGGGGGGUCGGGACGACGCGAGGAGGCGCGAGAAGGGCGAGGGGAGGGACGGCGGCGCGCGCGGCGGCGACGAGGUUGGAGGUUUCGAGCGCGGGGGCGAUUUUAGUGCCGCAUCCGGAUAAGGCGGAUAAGGGCGGCGAAGACGCGUGCUUCGUGUUGAAGCAAAGCGGUGCGUUCGGGGUGUUCGACGGCGUCGGAGGAUGGGCGGAGGAGGGGGUGGAUCCGGCGGAGUAUAGCGAAAAGUUUGCCGAGAAAUCCGCGCAGAGCGUGUUGGCGGGACAACGCGACCCGGUCGCGGUGAUGAGGGACGCGCACGAGGCGACGCAGGUGAUCGGUUCGUGCACGGCGUGCAUCGCGGUGUUGAAAAAUGGAAACGUGCUGGAUAUCGCGAACUUGGGCGACGCCGGGGCGUUGGUUUCGCGCGACGGCGGCGUGGUGUUUCACACAAAGUCGCAACAGCACGAGUUCAACUUGCCGUAUCAGCUCGGCUGGACGAAGGUGUAUCCCGAAGGCGAUCGCCCGGACGCGGCGGAUCGCGUCGAGGUAGAGAUGAAACCGGGCGAUGCCGUCGUUUUGGGGUCGGAUGGUUUAUGGGACAACGUGCCGUACGCUGAAGUCGCGGCGCUGUGCGCCGAGCACCAAGGCGACGCCGAAGAGUGCGCCGAGGCCAUCGCGACGCUCGCGUUCGGUUACUCUUGUGAUCCCGAGUACGACUCGCCUUUCACGCAAGAAGCGCGAAAAGCGGCGGAGGGGAGACCGGAAUGGGCCGAUAGAAGAAACUUGAUUGGUGGGAAGAUGGACGACAUCGCCGUCGUGUGCAUGUUCGUAGAAGCUUCGCGAGGUUUGAGCGGUGGGACUUAG